This is a messenger RNA of Echinostoma caproni, 297 nucleotides long. Lineage: Eukaryota; Metazoa; Platyhelminthes; Trematoda; Plagiorchiida; Echinostomatidae. The record is from the annotation of a GenBank genome assembly.
AUGGACAACGCCCCCUGCCAUAACCAAGCCGCAGCAUUCUCCAAUAUGAAGUUGGUACGGUUGCCUCCGAACUGUUCUUCAAUGUUACAACCAAUGGAUCAGGAUGAGCAACGUAUCAUGAAAGUCACGGCAGACAUUCUCAUGGCCAUUCGACUGGUCAAGAAAGCUUGGGUGUCUGUGCACCCUCAAGUAUUGAUCAACGCUUUCAUGAAAGCUGGGUUCAAAUCCACAUUGAUUCAGCCGGUGAUGCAGCCACCAGAGGAUAAAUGCGAUUUGAUCAAAGACUUUAGUCAUUAG